AGUUCGUGUCGUUUACUUAUACUUCGCGAAUCAACCCUACCCUGAUGUUCUUUCUGAUUGUGCGUCUUCUUGGUAAACAUCACCAUCACCAACCAUCACACUGUUGAGUUCAUUGCGAAAAUUGCGAAUCAUUCUCCAAAUUCUUCAUAACACAAUCGUUUUAGUUUUAGCGGAAUUCUCUUGUUCAGUCUAAUUAUUCAAAUACAUUUUAGUGUUUGGAAAAUAUAAAAUAUUAACUUUCAACAUGAGUAACGUCGCCCUUUUAGAGAUUGAAAGUUUUCAGUCGGAAGUUGAUUCAAGUUACAAAAAGAUUCUAGAUCUUCGUGAAGCAAUGAGUGUUGAAGAUAACUUAUUAAUGAAGUACAAUACGCGAAGUUUACAAGUUUCUAAAAGUAACUGGAAAUUGGACAAAAAAGAAAGUGAUACAUUAGAAAGAUUAAAUUAUACGAAUAAAACAAUGGCUCAUGAUUCAAAAUCGGUAGAAAGUUAUAAAGGGGAUGUAAAAUGUGCAGAGGAAAAAAAGAAGCUAAAAAUAGUUAAAAGCAGAACAGUCAUGAAAGAGAAAAAUGGAAAGAACAAAAAAAAGUUCUUCAACUUUUAUAAAUUCUAUGAUUCAAAGAAUAUUUCUACAAACAUAAGCGAACAUCGUACUCUGAUUGAAAAGAAAAGUAAUGGAUUGAAUAUUACUAAGCAAAAAGAGAAUUCUUGUAAGAAAAAGGGAGGAGAUAUUAUUGGGCAAAACGUCUUUAAUUAUCUUCACAAUGUUUUAUUUUUUGAAGAUAAUAACACUCUUCAAGAAAAUUUACUCACUAAACGAGGAAAUCGAGACUCAACAAUAAAAUUUCGUCAAAACAAAAACAUUAUUGACGAAUUUUCGACUAAAAAACCAGUGGUUGAACUCUAGUGUCUCAUCUCAAUCUAAUUAGAUAUUUUUUUAUAAAAAAAAUAGUUUUAAUAUGUUCCUUUGUAGAACAAGUGAUAAAUGAUUAAAAAUGACUGAUUAAAAAAAUAUGUAAAAUUAUUUUAAUAUUUGUUUCUUAACUGUUGAAAACAGAAAAAUAAAUUUAUUUUCAAAUGUA
Molecule: messenger RNA, 1079 nt
Organism: Leptopilina heterotoma
Lineage: Eukaryota; Metazoa; Arthropoda; Insecta; Hymenoptera; Figitidae
Exons: 5
Coding region: 245-904 (219 amino acids)
Source: RefSeq, a predicted model, not a curated record